AUGGCGGCGGCGGCGGCGGCGGCGCAAGAGGCUUCCGAGAGGCAUUGCUGGGUGUGUUUUGCUACCGAAGGCGAUGACCGGUCGGCCGAGUGGGUCUGUCCUUGUCGUUGCAAAGGAUCCACCAAGUGGAUCCACCAGGCCUGCCUCCAACGAUGGCUGGAUGAGAAGCAAAAGGGCAACAGUAUUGGAAGCGUGAGUUGUCCCCAGUGUGGAACUGAGUACUGCAUCGUCUUUCCCAAAGUAGGACCCCUGGUCUAUUUCCUGCAGCAAGUGGACCGUAUUUUAUCCAAAGUCAGCCCUUUUGCAGCUGCGGGCAUUGUGGUGGGGACACUGUACUGGUCGGCAGUGACUUAUGGAGCUGUGACUGUGAUGCAGGUGGUCGGCCAUAAGAAGGGCCUGGAUGUGAUGGAGCGAGCCGAUCCCCUCUUCUUGCUCAUGGGGCUGCCCACCAUUCCAGUCAUGCUGGUGCUCGGCAAGAUGAUCCGUUGGGAAGACUACGUGCUCCGAGUGUGGCGGAAAUAUUCUAGCAAGCUCCAGGCCCUACAUUCCUGGGUUCCAGGAACCAGUCGUCCAAUCCCAUCGAUACCUCUGGCCGAGUCACGCUACCAGAGUGACCACCUUUCCAUCUCACGCACCUUGUGUGGGGCCCUGGUGUUCCCAACCAUUGCCAACCUUGUGGGCCGGGUUACCUUUCAGAGAGUCAAUUCCAACCUCCAACGUACCAUCCUGGGUGGCAUUGCCUUCGUGGCCAUCAAGGGAGCAUUGAAAGUGUAUUUCCGCCAACAACAGUACUUGAUCCAAGCCAAUCGUCGCAUCCUCAACUUUGUAGAGAAAGAGGAUGUGCAAAAGGACUCGGCUCAGCCCGAGGAAGACAGCGGUAACGAAGUGGGGCUCAGCUAGGAAGAACAGUCUUGGCUUCUGCAGAUCCUUCCCCCC
This is a messenger RNA of Protobothrops mucrosquamatus (brown spotted pit viper), 936 nucleotides long. RefSeq names its product E3 ubiquitin-protein ligase MARCH5. The transcript is spliced from 6 exons. Gene Ontology annotation, molecular function: zinc ion binding. NCBI's taxonomy places the organism in Eukaryota, Metazoa, Chordata, Lepidosauria, Squamata, Viperidae. Bases 1 to 900 code for a protein of 299 amino acids. The record is from RefSeq and is a predicted model, not a curated record.